UGUUGUCAUCUUGGGUGUCUCCGAUGAUGUAGUGAUAAUGGUAGAAAAAAUAUCCAUGUUAUCCGUAUCGUAUUUAUUAAUCUAUCAUCGUCGUCGUCUAUCUGUGGCAGUGAAAUUGAGUAGGCCCUUGGUCUUUGGCGUUCCUGAGAUAUACACAUAUUGAGACCAAAGAGCUUACUGGGUUUAAAGCAAUGGGAGCUAUCGGAAGAGCCUUGGCUGUUCUGGGGUGGUUUGCUUUGAUUCAUCAAAUACUCAUUUACAUCGCUAUUUACAAGCGCUAUAAACGUAUAUCACGACUACCUUCACUAACCAGAGCCGACGACAUCGUUGUUUAUACUCAACAAGAAACAUAUAAUCAACCUAACAAAGAAAUCAAAAUAAAACAGCAAAAGAAACGCCGAAAAUCCAACUCAAGAAACGUCCCGCAAGAUACAAAUCUCUUGUUAAACAUUCCAUUGUAUGGAAGCAGUGUUUAUAUAAAACGAGGCACAAAUAGCUUAACAAAUUUAAAGUUACUAGACGUCCACUGUGAGAAAUUGAUUCAGGGUGAUCCAGCAUAUGUGAAAAAGACUAAAAUGAUUCUAGCUAAACAUAAAAAGGUCGUUUUCAAACCUAAAAUUUACUUGAGUUUAGCCAAGUCAUGUGACAGGCUGAUAAAAUCACGUGGUUAUGUAAUGAACGUGAGUAAAGAGGAAAGGGAAUUCCCCAUUGCCUAUAAUAUCAUCAUGCAUCAUGAUAUAGAGAUGGCAGAGAGAUUAUUACGAUCUAUUUACAGACCUUCCAAUAUAUAUUGUAUACACGUAGAUGGGAAAUCCCCCAUUAAUCUAUUUAAAGCCAUGUCCGGGCUCGCGAAAUGCUUCGAUAACGUCAUCAUGGCGUCACACAGAAGUACAGUCAGGUGGGGUCAGUAUAGUGUAUUUCAAGCAGAACUGACGUGUAUGGAUGAUCUACUAAAGUAUAAAAAUUGGAAAUAUUUGAUAAAUCUUGCUGGUCAGGAUUUUCCUUUAAAAACUAAUCUUGGAAUUGUUCGUAUUUUGAGAGCAUUUCGUGGUGCCAACAGUGUAUCUGGGGCGCCAUUCAGUGGAAAGGUUUGGAAAUCCAGAAUGUCUAAGACUGGUACCCCAAUAUCGGACAUUGUCCUAAAGAAAGGAUCUCAACAUAUUCUAGCCAGCCGGAAGUUUAUCACAUACAUUAGGACAGCACCAAAAGCUCUCCAGUUUGCUGAUUGGUUGAAAAAGGCAAAGCAUCCUCAUGAGACGUUUUUUAAUUCACUUUGUUUUAGUCCACAGUUGAAUAUUUCUGGUUGUUACAAAGGGAAGAGAGAGCAGUUACUUGAGAAAGAAGCAAUGGCUAGAUAUAAAAUAUGGUCCACAGAUGGCGUCAAGUGUAGCGGUAAAUGGAAAAGAAGUAUCUGUAUAUUUGGUAUGAAGGAACUACCGGGUUUAACCAAGGCACCGCAUUUAUUCAGUAAUAAACAUCUUUCUGAUUAUCAACCCGUCACCCUUGACUGUCUGGAGAAAUGGCUAUUUGAUAAAAUACAUAAUGAACAACAGGAAAAAUCUUCUAACAUUAAUCUAAGUUUUUAUAUAAAUCAGGAUUUUGUAAGAAAUCAAAUCCCUUGAAUAAAUGGCUGA
Molecule: messenger RNA, 1634 nt
Organism: Patella vulgata (common limpet)
Lineage: Eukaryota; Metazoa; Mollusca; Gastropoda; Patellidae
Product: beta-1,3-galactosyl-O-glycosyl-glycoprotein beta-1,6-N-acetylglucosaminyltransferase
Exons: 3
Coding region: 192-1622 (476 amino acids)
Cellular component (GO): membrane
Molecular function (GO): glycosyltransferase activity
Source: RefSeq, a predicted model, not a curated record